AUGACUUUAGACUACGAAAUUUACAAGGAAGGCGGUAUUUUGAAUAAUCGAUACCAAAAAAUAGACGAUAUCAGUGAAGGUUCAUAUGGUUAUGUGUCACUAGCUAAAGACGUUCGGGAAAAAAGAUUGGUUGCAGUCAAGUACAUUUUUAAAUUGGAAGAUGAUGGCCAAUAUGAAGGACCUGAAGAUGACGACGAUGAUUGCAAUGAUGGCAAUUGUGACGAUUGUGAUGAUGAUGAAGACACCAAAGUUGAUACUGACUGUCAUGAAAAUGAAGAUAGUAAUGUCGCCAAUAAUAACGGGUCAAGUAGAGAGAAAAAACAUAAUCUGUACAAGCAUAAAAAGUCUUUGAUCUCUUCAAAAGUCAAAUCAAGACUUUCCAACAAUAUUUGCCUUGAAGCUAUGUAUGAAGUUGACAUUCAAACGAAAAUCGGCAGACACCAUAAUAUUGCGGGAUUGCUGGAUUUCUUUGACUCCUACAUCAUCAUGGAAUACUGUUCUGGUGGUGAUUUAUAUGAGGCAAUCAAAGCCGAUGCUGUUCCCAAGAAAACCAAAUCAAUCACCCAUAUUAUUACGCAGAUCAUGGAUGCCAUCGAAUACGUUCAUAAUAAGGGUAUUUACCAUCGUGAUAUAAAGCCUGAGAAUAUUUUAAUUUCUGGAAUUGAUUGGGAAAUCAAACUUACAGAUUGGGGAUUGGCUACUACAGAUAAAACUUCCAUGGAUAGAAAUGUUGGCAGUGAAAGAUACAUGUCUCCUGAAUUAUUUGAUAGUAACUUGGAUAUUAAUGAAAGAAAGGAACCUUACGAUUGUGCCAAGGUGGAUUUAUGGGCUAUGGGCAUUGUUUUCCUUAAUAUUGUUUUUCAUAAGAAUCCUUUUAGUAUUGCUAAUCAAUCUGACAAAUCAUUUUGUUACUUUGCUGCUAAUAGAGAAGCGUUGUUUGAUGUGUUUUCCACUAUGGCUUACGAUUUCUUUCAAGUGUUAAGAUAUAGUUUAACCAUUGACCCUGCUAAUAGGGAUUUGAAUAUGAUGAGAAGCGAACUGCAAAACCUAUCCGAAUACACUUUAGACGAUGAAUACUAUAAUAACCUGGAUGAAGGUUAUGAAGAAACUAUGCUUGAUGGGUUGCCUCCUCAACCUGUUCCUCCAUCUUCUGCGCCCGUAUCGCUACCCACCCCUAUUUCAUCUAGCAACAAACAACACAUGCCAGAAUUCAAAAAAGAUUUCAAUUUCAAUAAUGUGAAUGAAAAAAAACGUUCAGACAUCUCUCAAUAUCAAAAUACUGCUAACAACUUCUUCAAGAAACCGUCUACACAACAACAAAAAUUUUUCAGCCAGGGUUAUAAUGGUACGACACUAUCUCCUCACGAAAGGGCGAAAUCAGCUCCUAAGUUCAAAUUUAAAAAGCGCAAUAAGUACGGGAAAACUGAUAGUCAAUUUACUAAGCCAGUCAGUAUUGAAGAUAGAAAGAAAAGUAAAAUUCUGAAAAAAUCAAGGAAACCUCUUGGCAUUCCAACACCUAAUACACAUAUGAAUAGUUUUUUCCAUGAUUAUAAGGCAAAGGAUGAGUUCAACACUAGAGAUUUUUUCACUCCUCCAAGCGUCCAGCAUAGGUAUAUGGAAGGAUUCUCCAACAACAAUAAUAAACAGUAUAGACAAAACCGCAAUUAUAAUAAUAAUAACAGCAGCAACCACGCAAAUAACUAUAAUAAUUUCAACAAUGGCAAUAGCUAUAUAAAGGGCUGGAACAAAAACUUCAACAGAAACAGAAGACCUAGCUCCUCCAGUUAUAGCGGCAAAUCACCGCUUUCAAGGUAUAGCAUGAGUUAUAACCAUACCAAUAAUAGCUCUAUUAAUGGAUACGCAAGGCGUGGUUCCACCACCACAGUUCAACAUUCCCCAGGCGCUUAUAUUCCACCAAAUGCUAGAAAUCAUCACGUAAGUCCUACGAAUCAAUUCUUAAGGGUUCCACAAUCGACCGCACCCGAUAUUUCCACUGUUUUAGGAGGGAGAGCACCAUAUCAUGAUCACUACAAUCAGGAUAAUAUGGAUUCGGAGGGCGAUCAUGAUUCAGAUGACGUUUUAUUCACUCUCGAAGAAAGUGAUCAUGAUUUUGUCAAUGGCAUGGAUAACUUAUCUAUAAACGAUCACUUAUCACAUACAACAACAGGUGCUCCUAAUGAAGUUUUUGCUCAUGCCAACAACAGUCGCAGUCACAACAGCAGCAGUAGCCACAACGACAGCCAUAAUAUUAGCCCUAAUAAUAAUUCUAAUCAUUAUCAAAGACAAUAUAUUCCACCUCCUUUAUCAUCAUCAUUGCAUAUCAACAACAACAACAACAACAACAAUGAAUCUAACGAACUACCAGAUUUACUAAAAUCACCAACAUCAUCUGAAGCACAUUUAAACUUAUCUUCCGGACCAAUUGAUCCAAUUUUAACGGGUAAUAUUCAAAAGCGAUAUUCACACUCGUCUGAUUCUAAAGAACAAGAACAGGAGCGUAGACUCAGUAUGGAACAAAAAUUCAAAAGUGGUGUUUAUGUUCCGCCUCAUCAUAGAAAGAGUUUCAACUUGGGAACACAGACACCUUCUCUAAAUAUGAAAACAAGUAACGAGGCUACGUUGUCAGUUUCGCAUAAUUCCGUUAACUUUGGUGGAUCUUACAACUCAAGGCGUUCUAGUAUCAAUGAAUCGAAUCCACUGCAUAUGAAUAAGGCACUUGAGAAGUUGCCCGCUUCGCCAGGAACUAAGAACUCCUUUGUUGGGUUUCCUAAACCUCUCUUACCACGUAAUCAUUCAAGCACUACGAUUGCGUUACAAAAUGAAGACGUAUUUGCGGAUUCCAACAAUGAUGCAAUAAUUUUCGAAGACGAAGAAUACGAUGAAGAAAGUGACAAAAUGACGCAUGGAAAGAUGGAAGAUAGUGGCAACGAAUCAUCGUCAACUUCUCCGGAUGAAAGGCAAAUCUUUGGUCCAUACGAAAUUUAUGCACAAACUUUCACAGGCCCAACACACGACAAAAAAUUAGGAGCUGGUAGAAAGUCUAGCAUUCAAGAUGAAAUGGUCGGAUCAUUAGAACAAUAUAAAAAUAACUGGUUAAUUUUACAACAACAAGAUUAG
Messenger RNA from Saccharomyces mikatae IFO 1815, 3117 nucleotides. It is a transcript of the gene KSP1, whose product is annotated as putative serine/threonine protein kinase KSP1. Gene Ontology annotation, biological process: autophagy; peptidyl-serine phosphorylation; autophagosome organization. The record is from RefSeq and is a predicted model, not a curated record. The transcript has a single exon. NCBI's taxonomy places the organism in Eukaryota, Fungi, Ascomycota, Saccharomycetes, Saccharomycetales, Saccharomycetaceae. Gene Ontology annotation, cellular component: autophagosome; cytoplasm. Bases 1 to 3117 code for a protein of 1038 amino acids. Gene Ontology annotation, molecular function: protein serine/threonine kinase activity; ATP binding.